Hypoxylon trugodes is the source of this 1880-nucleotide messenger RNA. Its product is annotated as phosphopantetheinyl transferase. The coding region runs from base 454 to 1416 and encodes 320 amino acids. Lineage: Eukaryota; Fungi; Ascomycota; Sordariomycetes; Xylariales; Hypoxylaceae. The transcript is spliced from 2 exons. The record is from RefSeq and is a predicted model, not a curated record. Gene Ontology annotation, cellular component: cytosol. Gene Ontology annotation, molecular function: holo-[acyl-carrier-protein] synthase activity; magnesium ion binding.
CCCUAAUAAAAAUUGAUUGAUGAGCAUUUAGUGGGUCGAGUUAGGCGAAAGGGAAAGUCUAUUUAGCGGACUCCGGUGCUAGGACCGGCUGCUGCCGCCGCUAUACUACGUGCACAACAGGUGUCCACUGGUGCCGUACCGAAUACCUAAACGCCUAUCAUCUUACCCUGCAUACUAUACCCUCUCUACGACCAAUGAUGAACUGUCAAAAGAAAAAAGGAAGCUUCGUGCAGCAUUUAUAAUAACAUCAUUACCCGUUCGAGGUGAGGGUAAGACAAAUCCAUCGGACCGGUGCCCUUUUCCCACUUUCCGGGUCGGGUUCAAUCUACUUGAGAGGCAUACUUUUGGGGACCUAUCCGACAUACCUAGCUCUCACUUUACAAUUCUCAAUCCUCCCAUUAAUUCUCGCCUUAUUCAACUCAACAAAACAAACUAUCCGUAUACAUAAGCACCAUGGGAUCAGGCAACGUGAAAAUCAUACAAUACCUUGUGGAUACGCGGGGCUUAUGGCCAGGGGCGGCUAAAACUAAAGACCUUGAAAGUGAGGCUUCGCGAGCAUUAGCGUUACUCACGGAAGAUGAAAAGGCCGCUGUAUUGCGAUACUAUUUCGUCGCCGACGCGAAGAUGUCGCUAACUUCGCACUUGCUAAAGCACCGGGUCGUCAGCGUAUACGCGAACGUGCCAUGGCCCGAGACUAAGUUGACUAGAGAUGCGAAAACGAAGCCGGUGUAUGUGGACCCGGCGACGGGGAAACAGCCUGUCUUUUUUAAUGUGAGUCAUCAGGCUGGUCUUGUUAGUCUUGUUGCUGCGGCUGGGUAUGAUGGGCAAGUUGAUGUUGGAACGGAUAUCGUGUGCACGAGUGAGCGGCGUACUCGCGAUCACCGGGUCGUUGAUACGGAGGGUUGGGGGAAGUUUGUUGAUAUGCAUGCCGAUGUGUUCGGUCGCUCGGAGGCGGGGUAUUUGAAGGGUGAUUUAUUGAGUUCGCAGAGCCAACCUGGACUCCCGCAGUUGGCGCGCGGAGAGGAGAUUGUGGAUUUUAAGUUGCGUGCGUUUUAUACGCUUUGGUGUCUCCGUGAGGCGUAUGUUAAGAUGACCGGAGAAGCUUUACUCGCGCCCUGGCUAGAAGACCUGGAGUUUAGGAAUUUUCGCGCGCCGCAACCUGGGGAGGGGUUUGUGCAGACGGAUGGCGAUGCGUAUGUGGAGGAGGUUAUUCGCGAGCAUGAGGUUUGGUUUAAGGGGAAGAAGAUUGAUGAUGCGAAUAUUUGCCUCAGGUCUCUGGGCCCGGAUUUUAUGACUUGUUCGGCGGUUAGGACGCCUGAGAAGAAGGAGGAUGCGCUGGGGUGGGAGUUGGGACCGUAUGAGUUUUUGACGAUGGAUAAGAUUCUUAGUGAUGCGGAGGCUAGGAUGAGUACUUGAUGGACUUUACUGUCUUGAUCUUGAGUGGGUGCAUGCACUUCGGUGGUGAAUCUUCAACUGGUUUAUUUAGGUAUGAGUGGAUGGGUAUGUUGGUGUACGAAGUAGGCGUAUACUUUUGACUUAUUCAACAUAAUGAGUCUCAGUGGUCAUUAGAUCAUAUAUUUUCUUUCUUUAUUUAUUAGCUACGUACAUAGAGUAGCUACCCACCAAAACCUACAACCUGAGGCUACGAAGAUGGUGUGUUGUUGACUUGCUUUUUUUUCGUCCUUACAUUGUUGGAGAGAGGGGAGAAAGGGAGGGCAAGGGUCGCAUCGCACCGCACCCAACUCCUGCAGAGUGACGGCAAUAUGCGCCAGAUGAUCUUCGCGACAUCCUACCGAACACGGCAUCCUAGUAGCAUUCCGAGUUCGUGGUGAUGUUAAUGAAAUACAGAUCUAGUCUAAUCACCUAUCAUGAUGAGGAUU